This is a messenger RNA of Drosophila rhopaloa, 2294 nucleotides long. RefSeq lists its product as uncharacterized. The record is from RefSeq and is a predicted model, not a curated record. The transcript has a single exon. Bases 828 to 2132 code for a protein of 434 amino acids. NCBI's taxonomy places the organism in Eukaryota, Metazoa, Arthropoda, Insecta, Diptera, Drosophilidae.
GUUUCGCUUUCAUUAUUUCGUUCUUACCGAUUUCGUUUCCGUUUCCGUUCAUUUUGGUUGCCGUUUUUGUUUUGCGUCCGCCUUUAACCCUCUUUCAUGCGCAUUUAACCCUCGGUUCAGGUUUUCUUAUUCCAUCCGACCAUGUUCCAUUUUUUGACAUUCUCCCAUCUCUGUGGUUCUUUGAUUUAAAUAGUACUGAAUUUUGACUUAAUAAUGGAAUACAUUCUAUGGUCUGCAAACCAAUCUUUUCUUUAAAUAACAAAUAACUUAACAAAAAUUAACGUAGGGAUAACAAAGAUUAACUUGAACUCUUUCAUCUGAUUUUAACUCACAAAUGGAAAAAGGGGGUUGUUAAAGAAAUAAUAAUAUAAUAAUUAUAGACUGAUGGCACAGAAAGUUGAAACUAAAUGAUUGAUUACGGUAAAUAGGAAACAAUUCCAUUGAUGAUACCUAUGGUUUUGAAUCAUUUCUAAAUUUUUGUUUAAUCCCAGUAGUCGAUAUUAUAAUGCUGUCAAAAUUGUAACAUGCCUAAGGUAUUGUACUCUAAAGCACGUUCGAAAACGGAUAAAAUUCAAAAAAAAUUGUUGUAUACCUUUUCUUCUCUUUCCGCAUACGGCUCCUCUAAGUUCCUCUAAGUUCAAAGGUGAACUAAAUUACGAUCGAUAAAUAUCAGCGGAACGGUGGAGACCGAAAGCGCAGACAAUCGAAUGUGAUACUUAAAGUAAUUGAGGAAAAGCGUAAGAUCUGAGAACUGCCAAAUUAUAUUCCAAAGAAAUCGAGGGAGAUAAAUUCCUAGUGUUGACUGAAAAGAAUACGAAGAAGCCACCAUGAACAAUGCACAGAGCGAAGACCUUUGCCACCAAAAAUCCCUGAACCUGCUGGACAAAACGCUGCCCAUUUCGGUGGCCACCGCACCACAGUUGCGCACUCCCCGGCAAUUCAGUUUCAAUGGGAUGCGGUACGAGAUGAGUGGGUUGCUGCCACCGCAGCAGGUGCAACUCACCAGGCUCAGGGCGGGUGGAGGAGGAGGAGGAGGUGGCGGCGGUGGCGGUGCUGCUGCUGCCUCCCAGGAGAGGAUGCGGACUAGUGGUUUCCAGGAGAGGAUGCGGACUAGUGGUUUCCAGGAGAGGAUGCGGACUGGUGGUUCCCAGGAGGGGAUGCGGACUGGUGGCUCCCAGGAGAGGAUGCGAACUGGUGGCUCCCAGGAGAGGAUGCGAACUGGUGACUCCCAGGAGAGGAUGCGGACUGGUAGCUCCAACCACACUAUAGCUUCCAAAUCCAUUCAUGAGGCAGCUGGCGGGGAUAGUGGCUCACGACGGAACCAAAAGGGAGUCCUGCCCAAUCUGGUGAGUCUGGGCAACAGAGCCUUGCUGAUGAACAGCGGCGUUAGGAUGGCCAGGAGAAGUGAGAUGGACUUUCCAAAGGCCAGACCUGCAACAGGGGGAUCCUCCUCGAACUUUUCCAUCCAAUCUGAUUUGCAAGAUAAGAAAGAAGAGCAUGAAGGUCUUCCAAGACAGGAUCAGGAUCGAGAAUGCCUAAGGCGGGAAAGGAAGUCGCGUCGGAAGCAGCACCUCUCGAUGGAACUGAAGGAGAGUAAGCCAUCCCCGAAUCUGACCCGUGAUUUAACCAACCAGCAGAGCUGGAUGUUGGCCCAAUCCCUGCUAAGGGCCUACGGAAGCGGUCUGGUUCAUCCGGGAAAUGGUGAGGGAACGCCCGCCAAGAUGGACUACAUCACACUGGCCGGACUGGUGCUCGGCUGUGUCGCCUCCCACGUCCUCUUCCUGCUGUGCUGGUACUUCAGCUGGCUGAAGAACCAGGCGGUGGGCCUGCGCAAGCGCUUCCUGGGCAAUGCCAAUCUGUGGGAGUUCUUCGACCUGGAGGACACCACCCGGUUCUCGUUGCAGACCAAGUUGGUGCUGGCACCGCUGAUCGUCGUCUGCGCCCUGCUCUACUGUGUGGUCAACAUGCUGCAUCUGGUGGUGCAGGUGGUGCGAUCGGAUGUGCCGCGCACAGUGGUUGUGUUUGUCCAGCGGGUGGCGAACAGUGGGCUGCUGGGCACCAUCACCAUGGGAUUGGCCGGAUUGGGCGGCGGUGGUGCUGUACGGGGACGCCAGAAGCCAGCGAGCCGAUAAUCCUUCGUAAAUUGUCCGUCAAGGAAAAUGGAAAACAGGAAAUCAAGGUUGCCAUUCAACAGAUCUAACACGAUUCCACAUCCGCCGUCCUAGUUAAACUGAUUACCUGGUCAUUUUUCAUGUGUUGGUGGCUUAUUAAAAAAAAACUACAAACUUGGGUCA